Coniophora puteana RWD-64-598 SS2 is the source of this 3286-nucleotide messenger RNA. Its product is annotated as kinesin-domain-containing protein. Gene Ontology annotation, biological process: microtubule-based movement. Bases 67 to 3069 code for a protein of 1000 amino acids. Gene Ontology annotation, molecular function: microtubule motor activity; microtubule binding; ATP binding. The record is from RefSeq and is a predicted model, not a curated record. NCBI's taxonomy places the organism in Eukaryota, Fungi, Basidiomycota, Agaricomycetes, Boletales, Coniophoraceae. The transcript is spliced from 3 exons.
CGACGGCGACCUUUAUUUGCUGUCGUCGACAUCUACGACGCCUAACUCAGCACAGAUAAUACCACCAUGGUCUCUGCCGGAUCGAUAACUGUAGCAGUCCGUGUACGGCCACCCACCAGCUGGGAGGCCAGACGUCUGCCCGAGACAACCUAUGAAACGACUCUCCGAGGAGAUGGAACCCUCGCCACACCCAUGAAACCUGUAACACAAUCGGCACCAUUACGCAACAUCGUCCAGAUAGUAGAUGACCGCAUUCUUACAUUUGACCCCAGGGAACAGGACCCAGCACGAGCCUUCGUUGAGCGAGGGUUCAUGCCUCCAGGAACGAAGAGAUAUAAAGACAGACGAUUUAUGUUCGACAAGGUCCUUGAUAGCCAAGCACAGCAGCCCUAUGUCUAUGAAGCUACUGCAAAACCACUUCUGUCCGGUUUGCUGGAAGGAUACAAUGCGACUGUGUUCGCGUACGGAGCUACAGGAUGUGGCAAAACACAUACCAUCAGUGGCACGGAGGAUGAUCCUGGGAUCAUCUAUCUCGCAAUGUCCGAUCUCUUUCAACGUAUAGAAGAUCGCCAAGAUGAAUGGAGCACGGAAGUCUCUGUCACUUUCCUAGAGAUUUACAACGAGGAAAUUCGGGACCUUCUCGCUGAGCCAGGCACGCCCACACCACGAGGUGGACUUCAGAUACGUGAGGACAAGUCAGUAAAGGUCGUCGGGCUUUCAGAGCUGCAUCCCGCCAGCGCAGAUCAAGUAAAGGAGAUCGUACUGCUAGGAAACUCGAGACGGACACAAUCUCCUACACACGCUAAUGAAACCUCUUCUCGUUCUCAUGCCGUGCUCCAAGUCCAUCUUACCCAGGCUCCCCGAACUGCAUCUCUCACCGAGCAACGGACGGUGGCGACUCUAUCUAUCAUCGAUCUGGCUGGCAGUGAACGUGCUGCAGCAACGACAAACAUGGGUCAGCGUAUGGUAGAAGGUGCCAACAUCAACAAAUCCCUCCUAGCUCUUGGCAACUGCAUCAACGCGCUCUGUGAGAGCGGAGGUGCCGUUCGCCACGUCCCGUACAGGAACAGCAAGCUUACUCGCCUGCUCAAGUUCUCGCUAGGCGGGAACUGCAAGACGGUCAUGGUGGUCUGCGUAGCACCGACAUCAGCACACUUCGACGACACCCAUAAUACUCUUGUGUACGCCGAACGAGCCACCAAGAUCAAGACGAAGGUUGUCACUCGUAAUGUUGUCAACGUGGACCGCCACGUUGGUCAGUACGUGCAGGCGAUCAACAGGCUCAAUGACGAGGUCAGAGAGCUCAAAGAGAAGCUUGCUGGCAAACUUGGCAAGGAGGCCGAGAUUGCGAACCGCAAGAAAUCGCAAGCCAAGGAGGAGGUCGAGCGUGUCCGAAAGGAUCUCAGCUCUCGGACGGAGCAGACCCAACCAUCCAUCGCAGACGGCGCUUCUUGUUCGGGGAAAAUUUCCGUUGCUGAGAUCAAGUUGCAAGCCAUCCGCGUCCGCUUGGCCCAGAUUGCAUCACAAGCUUCCUCAUCUUCACUGUCACCAGAACUUGGGGCUGAACGCGCUUUGCUUCAGGCUCUGGCAGCUCCCGAAGAACAGGUCGUGAAGCCGGAUUCGGCGCUUAGGACCCGCUACAGCCGCUCGUUGAACUCUCUUAACAUGUUCGAGGCUACCUUGCGAGCCGUAUCGGAGCGUCGCUCUGACAAACUCGACGAUGUCAGUGUGGAAAGUGUCAGGGCUGAGGCUCAUAGUCGGAGAGCGGAGAUGGACCAGAUUAAGGCGGAAGCCGAGAAGAACGCUGUUAAAGAGUCGUUCAACGCUCAAACUGAGAUGGUUGUCAGCCUCUUAGGCAUGGUUGGACGCUGCACCGUCAUGCUCAUGGAAGCCAGCAAGGUUCUUCGCACUGCGGUGGAAGAAGGGAAUGAUGGAAUGGAAGGCACCGUGCGGUCUAUGUCGGCGUCAUUGAAGAACAUUGCCGACCAGAAUGACGAGGCCUUCAACGCGUUAGUCGGUCAGUCGACGGCAGUAUACACCUUGCAAGAGGCCCCAGCCUCGUUCAGCUCAUUUUCCAGACAUUCUUUCGCCGCCCCACCCGCUCCCGUUCAGCAGCAGCCCCAGACGAAAGCCGCUCAUCGGUUGUCGUACAACCCUGUCAUGUCUCCCCCACGCAGACACUACAAGUCACCGCGCAAGUCGAUUCGCCAGAGUAUUGGUCAACCAUACCGCCGCGCAGGCCCGGAGAAGGAGAAGAAGAGUGUGCAAUGGAGAGAUGAGGCUGGCCAGGGCAACCUUGUGGACUCCAGUUUCCGUAAACCAGCUGUGACUGUGAUGCCAUCCAGCGAUAGUGGUGGCAGCAUAGGGCGCCCGCCAUCCUCCUUGGGUUCGGAAAGCGAAUGGGAGGAUGAGCGCACAGAGGAUAGCUUUAACCUCAAUUUCUUCGCCACCUCUAGUCGGGAAGUUCCGCAACCGAGGUCAUCGUUAUCUUCUAGCCUACGGUCGAGCUUGGGUGGCCGGACGACACGCUCGAUGUCUAAAGCCAAGGCACCAACUUUGGGCUCUGUAGUCGAAGCAGAUGAGCAAGGUUCGCCACGCAAAGCGCCUCCAUUGUCGGAUCGCGACAUGAACCACAUGAUAUCGCAAGGUGAGGGCGGCAACAGCGGUUCUUCACUUCGCUUGUCCAAAGGUAAAGGUCGACAGGGAAGCCCUGCUCGCCGUAUACCGGCAUCGUCCAUCCCGACGCCUCAGUCGACAAAGCAUGCACGGCGCCGGUCCACCGUCGGCCCCAUGCGCAGCGAGAAGACGCGGCGUAGGUCAAGCAUGAUCCCGCAGCCUGCACUGGCCUCGGGUGACGAGCCGGGCGAAUCUAUCUCGGCGAACAGCGGCCCGCGGCGCGUCGAGGUCGGCCGCUCGCCGAAGCGUCCCAAACGACUGUCGCUCAUGGGCAACGCGUCACGCACGCUCCGCGCGAGAUCAACUCCGGGCGCGUCGUCGCUGCCUGAUUCGAACUCGAGCAGCUUUGUGGGCGAUAUGAGCAUGCGUUCGGGGAAGCCUACGUGGAAAUGAUUUUCGGGCGAUGUUGAUGCCUAGACGUUACAGUAUAUAUUCGGCUAGUCGCAGGCUGGAAGCCUCCUACUUAUUAUCCCAUGAUACACUUACGACCUUUAUGUUCUUGGUUUUGCAUUCACAUGCCUGUUAUUUGAUCUAAUGGUCCUCGUUAAUCCUUUCUGCCCUUUAAGAUGUUGUCUAUCUGUGUAGUAAUUUCUUAUGCAAUCCUAUUCAC